UCAGCAGCCGUCGUCUGCUGGCUGCACUUGCCCAGCGUCACUGUGUUCCCAAAGCUCACCACAGAGGGCAGAAGCCAAAGAGCUGCAUAUAACCUCAAAUGUAUUUUGGAUUUUAUUUUCUCUGGGUGCCGCAUAUUUGCAGAGAGGGUGAAGCAGCAGACAGGUAUUUUUAUCUGUUUCCUAGAAAAAGCAAUAAUGAAUUAUGAACAUGUGCCACCUUACCAGAUUCUUUCUUGCCUUCAGACUGGAAGAGAGAGCAGAGAGGUUGUGCAGCUCUAUUUGACAGCACAAGGAGACCUGCAGUAUACAUUGAGCUAUUAUGGACUAAUGCAGAGGUAUUUUUAUUCCUCUCAGCUCCUGAUGGGCAGCUAUAUUUACAAAUUGCUAUUUCUCCACAAUUUUAUAGAACAUGUCUCUCUUGGAGUGCUGGUGGAGAGGCAGUUUUGUUCUGACCAUUUCUGCCACUAGACUAUGUCUGCCUUCAUUAAUGGAUAACCAAACCAAACAAACCUCCAAACUUUCACAUAAGAAACUGCAGGAAACCAUGCCAAAGUCACACCAGUCUGCUAAGUUGACUGACUUUGCAGCUAACAGUCUUACAAUAAAUUAAUAAGGAAGCUUUUUUGUUAGCUUCAAUGCACACGGAUUACAAGGCAUAUAGGGAAGUGUUUUGUGGUUGGUUUUUUUUUUCCUUGAAAAUGUUGGAUUAAUCUCUCAUGUGAGUACAUUUUAAUGGCUGUUGAUAUGCUUCUGAUGUAUUGAUUGGUUGCAGUUUUGCUCACAGAUGAGAAUAAACAGUGCUUUUCUAUACAUAGUACAGUGAAGGAAUGAACAAAUUAAUUGUUCUGUAGGGCUUCAUCUCUUUUCUAAAUCAGCAACUCAGAUGGACACCUUCACUACGGACAAGACUAUGUUAAUGCACCUGAUCCUGCUGAGCCUGGUGAUUGGGAGCAGCCAGGGGUGCUACUGUGAACAUUACCCAUGGGGGUCAUGGUCUGCCUGUUCACAAACCUGCAAUUACGGCACACAGACCAGGCACAGGCAAAUAAGAAUGGAUGAAUAUUAUAAUCAAAACUUCUGUGAUCAGCUGUGCACAAAGCAGGAAUCUCGUGCGUGUAACCAGCAAACAUGUCCUAUCAACUGUCGGCUUGGAGACUUUGGCCCUUGGUCAGAAUGUGACCCGUGCAUUAAAAAACAAUUUCGUGUCCGGACACUCUUGCGACCAUCCCAGUUUGGGGGUCAGGCCUGUACAGAACCACUGGUGGAUUCCCGCCCAUGCUUCCCAACUAAGCUCUGCAACAUAGUGGAAGUUGAUUGCAAGAAUAAAUUUCAGUGUGAAAGUGGUCGCUGUAUUGCAAAAAAAUUUGAAUGUAACGGAGAAAAUGACUGUGGGGACAACUCUGAUGAAAGAAAUUGUAGGAGGAUAAAGACCGUGUGUAACAGAAAGUACGAGAGCAUACCAGGUGUGCAGUUAAUAGGCAGUGGAUUUCACAUUCUGGCAGGAGAGAGCCGAGGAGAAGUCCUUGGCAACUCAUUCAAUGGAGGACAAUGCACCACAGUGAAGCACAAUGAGACAAGGAAAUCAUACCGUGUUCCUGCAAACCUGGAGGCUGUCAGCUUUCAGGUAAAAGAUGAAGAGGAUGAUGUAACAUCAGAUUUUUACAAUGAUUUAACUCCCCUGAGUGAUAGUGCUCAUGGACGUAGUUCAUCCACUCAUGGUGCUCAAAGAUCUUCUGGUGUCCCAUUUUUAUUCUCAAGAAAGAAAAGGGUUAAAGUUACAUCAUCUUCCUCCUUCAAGAAAGCUGUUGAAGCCUCAUAUAUAAAGAAUUCCAAUUUUAUUAGAGUCCACAAAAUAAUUUCUGUUGCAAACUUCACAAUGAAACAAUCAGAUCUGCAGAUCUCAGACAUCUUUCUAAAAGCACUUAACCACCUGCCCCUGGAGUACAACUACGCUUUAUACAGCAGAAUAUUUGAUGACUUUGGCACUCACUACUACACCUCUGGGAAGAUGGGAGGUUCCUAUGAUAUUCUUUACCAGUACAGCUCUGAGGAAUUGAAGAACUCAGGCCUGGCAGUAGAUGAAUCAACAGAGUGUGUCCGAACAGAAACAACAAGGCGUGUGUUGUUCCGGAAGAAAAAGAAAGUCAGUACCACAUGCACUACAAACAGGAUGACUGUGAAACAUGAAGGUUCCAUUCUGGAGUCGGCUGAACAGUCCAUCUCUCUGGUAAAGGGUGGCAGAUCAGAAUAUGCUGCAGCUCUGGCCUGGGAGAAAAAGGGGGCUUUUCCAGGACACACAGUCUUCACAGACUGGCUGGAAUCAGUAAAGGACAAUCCUGUUGUGAUUGACUUUGAGGUGUCACCCAUUGUGGAUUUGGUGAAGAAUGUGCCAUGUGCCGUGACCAAACGUCGCAACCUGCAGACAGCCCUGAGAGAGUACGUGGGCAGGUUUGACCCUUGCCAGUGUGCCCCAUGCCCCAACAAUGGCAGGCCUGUGCUUCUCAGGAUGGAGUGCCUCUGUCUGUGCCAGGCUGGCACCUAUGGCAAAAGCUGUGAGACACGAGCUCCAGGCUACAAAUCAGUUGCUGUAGAUGGCCGCUGGGGUUGCUGGUCUGAAUGGAGUUCUUGCGAUGCUUCUUUCAAAAGAAGAAGGACUCGGGAGUGUAAUAACCCCUCCCCUAUGAACGGCGGGAAGCCCUGUGAAGGUGAACAGGAAGAAGAGGAGGACUGUUAUGUCUCUGUGUUCACAGACAGAGGUGCUCCUUGUAUAAAUGAUAAUGAAGCCAGGAGAGAAGAGGAUGUCUUGAUUGGUGAACCUGAGUCUGGAUGCUCCAGGCCAGUCCCACCAGAAUAUGGCUUUAUUAGGAAUGAAAAGAACCAGUACGCUGUGGGGGAAGAAGCCGAAAUUGCCUGUGUGAGCGGUCAUGUUCUCAGUGGCUAUCAAUUCUUUCGGUGUCUGCCAGAUCUAACCUGGAUGCAGCAACCUGUUGAAUGUCAACCCUCAGUAUGCCUCAGGCCACCAAUAUCUGACAGUGUCACAAUUUCCCCAUUUAAGCAACAGUACAGUGUUGGUGAAACCAUGAAGCUGAGCUGCCAGGCUGGGUUUAUAGUCACUGGUCAAACACAGUAUACCUGUGGGAAAGACUUGUCCUGGAUACCACCUAUUUUGAGAUCCAUUACAUGUGGAAAAGAUGUGCAAACUAAAAUUAGAGGUGUUUGCAAUCCAGGACAAAAGCAGGUUGGAUCUCAGUGUGUUUGUAUGUCUCCAGAAGAAGAUUGCAGCCACUACUCGGAAGACAUCUGUGUGCUACAUGCUGUUUCUGAACAGAACGUGACGAAGUCCAGCUGUCAGUAUUCAGCUGAAACGUGCCUCAGAGAGCAGUCAUUUCAUUUCUUGCACACUGGCCCUUGUCAUGGUGAUUCCAACCUAGACUGGGCUAUUGAAAGGGCAAAGCUCUCCACAAAGAGCUUGAAGAAAGUGCCCUGUGGCUAUGACACCUGCUAUGACUGGGAGGAGUGUCCAGACACACAGACCCAAUGCUCCUGCCUGAUGCCUUACCAAUGCCCCAAAGAAGAGAGACGCAUUCACUGCAUCCAAAUGGAAUCGACAGGGAGGAGGAGGACAGUCAGUCAGUGCAUGCUGGCAGCCAUGAAGUGUGCUGGCAUCAAACUGGAGGUGCUGGAGCAGGGGAGCUGCCUAGUGUAACGCAUCAGUUCUCCUGGCAGCCACCAUGACCAUCCCACCACACACAGGCUGAGCCAUCCCAGGAGCAACUUGGCUGGUUACAAAAGGACAAGUAGAUUAAAAAGUAGAUGAAAACAAAAAAAAGGUAGCAUUCACAAUGGAUUUUUUGGGACAUGGGUGGCAGUGGGCAUUUUUUGGUCUGAAAAUGGCUUGGGUUGUGCGGUAUAGGGGCUGCUGUCAGUGCUGGCAACUGUGAAUGCACAGAGGGAGAGACAACAGCAAGACGGGAAGGGAGAAAGAGGAGCAUUGCCUCUGGUCUCUCCUGGUGCUGGUUGAGCCUUAUGGCACAGAAUAAAGACAUCAUCUGCCACUCUCUAAUAAGUUGCAGAAUGGAAGAGGAUGAAGUCACAUUGCCAGUAUUUGGUUGAAAAUGUCUAGACUUCUGUGUCCUGGUCUCUGUAAUCAUGACACUGACAUGAAUUGGGCUAUUGAAAAGAUAAAGUCUUCAGCGAGGAAUGAAAGGAAACAGCCCUGCAGUCCUCCCCUGGAAGAGCAUUUGGGCCCAAUUCCACCACUCACAUGGGCCAAGGACUGUCUCCAACAAGACAAUCGUGUUUGGUGGCAUGGGGUUAGCUGGCUCCAUGUGAACUGACCCAUACCCCUUUGCCUCUGGGAUUGUAAAAUGAGCCAGUAUUCCAAGGAUUAGAAGCAGUCUGAUUGCAUCUUGGUGGCAGCUUCAUGUAGAAAGACAAUAUCCAAUAUUUGUGUGCUGAGAACAGUGGUAAGUACUGAAACAAAGAUGGCAACCCUGUUUUCAGGAGAUAUCAGCAUGUACAUGUCCUGGGAGAUGAUCCAAAUAAAUCCAUUCUCAAGAAA
Molecule: messenger RNA, 4561 nt
Organism: Strigops habroptila (Kakapo)
Lineage: Eukaryota; Metazoa; Chordata; Aves; Psittaciformes; Psittacidae
Gene: C6
Product: complement C6
Exons: 22
Coding region: 884-3706 (940 amino acids)
Biological process (GO): immune response
Cellular component (GO): membrane attack complex
Molecular function (GO): protein binding
Source: RefSeq, a predicted model, not a curated record